GUGUCGCUUUUAAAUUGUCCUUCACUUGAUCACCCUUCACUUACUUCUGGUGCCAUUCAUUUUGGUUUUCUUUCGUGGUUAGUAACUUAUUCUAGUUCUUCGUCAUUAGUUUCUUUGUAA
Messenger RNA from Dentiscutata erythropus, 120 nucleotides. The record is from the annotation of a GenBank genome assembly. Lineage: Eukaryota; Fungi; Glomeromycota; Glomeromycetes; Diversisporales; Gigasporaceae.